AGUGAGAGAGAGAGAGAGAGAGGGAGAGGGAGCGUGGGCUGUUUUGUUGGGAGGACACAUCCUAAUGCGACAGGGCUGCAGUUAAGCCGAAUCGCCUCACGAAGGGAGGGAGAGAGGGAGCGGACGAGGGACGCCUCAAGAGGACAGCCUCACUACCACCACCACCAGCGCUCCUGCACGCGUCUGCACACCCCCCCGCCCCACGCUCCACACAGCCGGCAGCCCGGAGGAGACCUCCGUCCCGCUGACGCUCCUACUCCGCAUCUCUAAUUAAGGUUUCUGGAGGAGCUGGUGGGCUGAUGCCAGGACCGAGGCGUGGUGCGGUGUGGAGGAUGGGCCGUCUGCCUUGCCUGCUGGGCCUCUGCUCCCUGGCUCUGUGCUACACUGUCGCCGGGGAGGUGUGUGUGGCCGGCCAUGACAGUGGGCCUGUGUUUGAGGAGCAGCCCUCCAGCCUGGUGUUCCCAGAAGGCCUCAGUGAGGAGAAGGUCACCUUAACCUGCCAGGCCCGAGCCAGCCCUGCUGCCACAUACAGGUGGAGGGUGAACGGCACAGACGUGCUGGUGGAGGGGGAACCUCGGUACACCCUGGUGGCAGGGAACUUGGUGAUCAGCAGCCCCCAAAGCGGCCGGGAUGGGGGCUCCUACCAGUGCCUCGCCACCAACCGCUGUGGCACCAUCAUUAGCCGAGCCGCCAACCUCAAGUUCGGCUACCUCCAGGAAUUCUCCCCAGAAGAGAGGAGCCCACACACGGUGUAUGAAGGAGCAGGAGUUACUCUUAUCUGCCAGCCCCCUCCACACUACCCAGCUCUGUCCUACCACUGGUUCCUCAAUGACUUCCCGUUCUUUGUGAAGUCGGAGAAGGGCCGUAAGUUUGUCUCCCAGGUGACAGGGAACCUGUACAUGGCCAGGGCAGAGGCCAACGACUCGGGAAACUACUUCUGCUUUACCAAAAGCCACAUGGCGUCCACCACCAAGAGCGUCUUCAGCACUGCCAACCAGCUCAUAGUGCAGCCUGACGCCAAUCCACGGAAGUCUGCUCCCAACAUCAAAGUGAGGUUCCCCUCUGACACCUACGCUCUGGCUGGGCACAACACACAGCUGGAGUGCUUCGCUUACGGAAAUCCCGUGCCAGAUAUCCGCUGGAGAAAAGUAGAUGGCGUGCUACCCUCCAAGGCAAACACCAGCAGCGACGGGCUGAUCCUCAACCUGCCCGACCUGGGGUUCGAGGACGAGGGCACGUACGAGUGUGAGGCCCGAAACUCUGAAGGUCGCGACACCCACCAGGGCCGGAUCAAUGUGCAAGCCCAGCCGGAGUGGCUGCAGGUGAUGAGCGACUCGGAGGUGGAGAUCAGCUCUCAGCUGCGCUGGAGCUGCAUGGCUGCAGGGAAGCCCCGGCCCUCCAUCCGCUGGCUGCGCAACGGCCAGCCCCUCGCUUCCCAGGAUCGAGUGGAUAUUGACAGCGGCCUGCUGAAGAUCAGCAACCUGGCCCUGGAGGAUUCUGGGAUGUACCAGUGUGUGGCCGAGAACAAGCACGGCACCAUCUACUCCAACGCAGAGCUGAGGGUGCAAGUCCAGGCUCCAGAUUUCCGGCUGAACCCGGUGCGCAGGCUGGUCCCGGCAGCACGGGGGGGCCAGGUAAUGAUGGAGUGCCGCCCCAGAGCUGCCCCAAAACCAACCCUCUUCUGGAGCCGCGGGACAGAGCUGCUCACCAACAACAGCAGGGUGACGGUCACGUCAGAUGGGAACCUCCUGAUUACCAACAUCAGCAGGGCAGACGAGGGGAAGUACACCUGCUUCGCCGAGAACUACCUGGGCAAGGCCAACAGCACCGGUCACCUGUCUGUGAGAGAUGCCACCAAGAUCACGCUGGCACCCUCUAAUGCUGACAUCAACCAGGGUGAGUCUGUUACCCUGCAGUGCCAUGCGUCCCAUGACCCAACAAUGGACCUGACCUUCACAUGGUCUUUGAACGGAGUUCUCCUGGACCUUGAAGACACCAACGAACACUACCAUCGCGCAGAGACCAAGGAGACCAUUGGGGACCUGCUGAUCGUGACUGCGCAGCUGACGCAUGCAGGGACGUACGUCUGCACUGCGCAGACAGUGGUGGACAGCGCCUCCGCUUCUGCAAAACUCGUAGUCAGAGGUCCUCCGGGGCCACCAGGGGGCGUAGUUGUAAAGGAUGUGAAUGAGACGGCCGUGGAGCUGAGAUGGAGUCGGGGCUAUGACAAUCACAGUCCCAUCGGGAAGUACAUCAUUAUGGGCCGCUCGCCCCUGGCAGGUCCCUGGAAAGAGAUGAGAACAGAUCCUUCAAACAUCGAGGGGAAUGCAGAGUCGGCCCGUGUGAUUGGUCUCUCGCCCUGGAUGGACUACGAGUUCCAGGUCAUUGCUAGCAACAUCCUGGGCAGUGGAGAGCCGAGCAUGGCCUCUCAGACCAUCCGUACCGGCCAAGCAGCCCCCUCUGUGGCCCCCAACGGACUCGGAGGAGGAGGAGGAGAUCGAAAUGAGCUCAUCAUCACCUGGACUCCAAUGGUGCGUGAGUACCAGAACGGAGAUGGCUUUGGCUAUAUCCUGGCCUUCCGCAAGCAGAACUCGCCCACCUGGAUGGUGGAGAAGGUGCCGAACGUUGAGUCCACGCGCUUUGUUUACCGAAACGAGAGCCUGUCCCCAUACUGCCCCUUCGAGGUCAGGAUCAAGGCCUACAACAGGAAGGGGGAGGGGCCUUUCAGCCAGGUGGCCUUGAUCCACUCUGCUGAGGAAGAGCCGACCGUCGCCCCUCGAAAGGUCAACGCCACCGCCCUGACGGCCUUUGAAAUCCAGGUGUCGUGGGACGCUGUGCCUCACCAGACCAUCAGUGGCAUCCUGCUUGGCUAUGAGAUCCGCUACUGGCGGCAGCCCUACAAGCAGGCGGCGGCGGACCGCGUACGCACGGCGGGACUGGAGCCGACCGCACGGGUCAGCGGCCUCCGGCCCAGCACGCUGUACCAUGUGACCGUCCUGGCGUACAACAGCGCCGGCACCGGCCCGGCCUCCCCCCACACCUCCGUCACCACCAAGAAACCGCCCCCAACCCGCCCCCCAGGGAAUGUGUCAUGGAAGACUGAUGGAUCAAGGGUAACAGUGAGGUGGGAUCGCGUGAAAGCUCUGAAGAAUGAGUCUGCUGUUUUAGGCUACAAGGUGUUGUACAAACAUGAGGGCCAGUCUGCUCUGAAGCUUCUGCCGAAGGACCAGACCUCCAUCAGCCUGCCUUUGCCCAAGGACAACGGCUAUGUCGUGCUGGAGAUCCGCUCCUGGGGGGAAGGGGGAGACGGGGCGGCUCACGAGACUAUCGUUUCCCGGGAUUCAGGAACUGGAAUGAUGGUUCAGAAUUCAGCCAAGAUUCUCUUCUCCCAUAAGUCUGUUCUCCUUAACGCUGCAGUGUUGCUCACUCUCAUUGGUUUACUGGAACUCUAAUUUCCACCAACGCAAAGGUGACUCUGCCUCAAGCUGUACGCCUAUUGAUUGGAUUCGAUUCACUUAUUUCAC
Conger conger (European conger) is the source of this 3524-nucleotide messenger RNA. It is a transcript of the gene cntn2, whose product is annotated as contactin 2. Gene Ontology annotation, biological process: brain development; cell-cell adhesion. Gene Ontology annotation, molecular function: cell-cell adhesion mediator activity. Lineage: Eukaryota; Metazoa; Chordata; Actinopteri; Anguilliformes; Congridae. The record is from RefSeq and is a predicted model, not a curated record. Bases 300 to 3452 code for a protein of 1050 amino acids. The transcript is spliced from 24 exons.